CUCCGCACCACAGUGCGAGAGAUGAUCGAAGUGCAAGCAAAGCUGCUGCGCGAUGUCGUCUAUGUCGCUGGAGACAGUGUUGAAUGCCUGGUCACCUUCACCAACAAGCAACCCGAUGCAAACUGCAACGAGCCGAAUGGAAACAGCAUCAAGAGAAUGCCCGAGAACAUUGCCUGGGCCAGCGCUCAGAUCCACUGCCACUGCUCAGUGGAUGAGUCCAAAGUCCGGUUUCCGAAAUCUCCGUCUCAAGAACAGAUAGCCACAGGCUCCAAGGACACCUCGUUCAUUCCGUGCCGAGGUGAAGGUGAAAAAGGCUAUGUUGUGUUCUCCUCAAAGCCCAAGAUCUUAUUCUGCGACCUCCGGUUGCUACCUGGUGAAAGCAAAUCAUUUAUGUACAAGGAAGUCAUUCCUUCCUCUGUACCGCCAUCAUACAAGGGCCAGGCAGUUCGGUAUGCGUACAAGGUCACCAUUGGUGCACAGAGGGUCAAUGCACUGACAAGGUUGCUCCGGAUACCAAUCAAGGUCUUCGUGGUUGAAGGUCUGAUGGAAGCACUAAAGGAGCGUCUGGCCAAAGCAGCUCCAAGCAACCCAUUCCUCCCAACUGCAAGCCGCCAGUCAGUGCUCGAAGUAGCUGUAGAUUUCUUGGAAGACUUGACGUCUCGAAGAAGGCCUAGCUACUACAACGUGACGCACCAGAAUGGACGGGUUGUGCGUUUCUGCCUGCUCAAGUCGUGCUUCCGCCUCGGCGAAGAUAUUGUUGGCAUGUUUGACUUCUCCGAGGCUACGGUGCCCUGCGUGCAGUACUCAGUGACACUGCAGAGUGAGGAGCACAUUUCUGCCGCCGCAUCGGCCACGGGCGAGGCUGUGCUUUCCACGCUUGGACAUUGCCGGCAGCAUGCCUUUUGCCUGCACCUGCGCACUACACACCUGCAUCUACCUGUGCCACUACACGUCACACCAACCUUUGGCUCUGAUAUCGCUGAACUGCGUUGGAAGCUCCACUUUGAAUUUGUGAUGACUACAUCCCCAGUGAUGCAGCCAGGUCAGAAGGUGCCGAGCUCCGGCGACUGGCAACCGCCCGCAGUGCUGGAUGUGCAGACUAUGGUGUGGGACUUGCCCAUCUGCCUGUACCCGACACACCCCGGCCACGUCAGCAGUGCUCUCAAAGCACCGUCUCAAAUGACCCUGCAAAUCUGCUGACCAUAGGCCAGCGACAGUGCUACCUUCAUGCCUAGAAGCUGCUCUAAGCCACAGCUGACGAAGAGAGGACAGCUUGCUGUUAGUGCUUCACGCGACGGGACCUCUGUAGAGCUGCAGCUGCAUGUACCCAGCUAAACACACUUGGGCUUGCACGCAGCCGUAAAUUUUUCAUCCUUUACUUACCUCAAAGAUGGCUGCUGUUUAUACAGUCCUGUUCGAAGUUCCCAAGCGCAUUAGAAGAGGUAACUCCAGGCCAGGUGCAGCAGAGGCCAAGUUGUGCUGCCAACUCUCUUUGUAAAGUCGGGAAUGCCACGCCAGUUCCACCAAGUGGUCCAGAAGUUAUUGUGGCCGCGUUAAAAGUGGCUUCAGAACUUUCAUUACGGUCUGUGCGCAUCUCGGCGCUACGUGUCGUCCGCGAGGCCAACUGGCUGUGGAAUCGCCCAGUUGCUUGCAGUUCACGAUUCAUUGUGUGCAAGCUUGAGAGACCUGCUUUUGCUGUUUGUAGCAUGUUGUCAGGCUUCAGUUGUUUGUUUUGACUAUGCUGGGCGUCCUUAUUACGUUGAUUGCCAUUAUUGGUUUGGGCUUAGUGUUGGAAAUGUUACGUUUUAUUGGUUAAGGGGACCUUACAAACCUCAUUUGCGAUUUCGGGGCAAGUCAUUCAUUCCCGCUUUUUAUGCAAGGUGUCACUGCGCAGUUAUACAAAACUAGGCACGGCUAUUUCGGGACUUCCUCUGGUAUGUUUAUGGGUUACCAGUCUUUUGCAAAUGCUUCUAUUAGUCGCUAUUCGUCGCUUGAAUUGAUGAUUGUUUUGAUAUCAUGCGUCUAAAAGAGUGCAGCCAGUUUUUAAGGCCUUCUUUCGAUGCUCAAAGUACAAACGAAUGUGCAGACAGUGUUGCACACUAGAAACGAUGACGGCACGUAGUUUCGUGCUCAAUUGCUCACGAAUGCCUGUGUGGCACAAUUGUAUAGUGCCGAAGUGCAUGAAGUAUGGUUGACUAGAAAGAAUCCUCCUCAUCCCCGCUUUUUUUUUAGCACGUGCGUGUUUGUGUGCAAUUCUCUCACCACAUGUACAUUGACUAAAGUUCUGAAUGCAAUGUGUGCGCAACUCUCCAGUGCUGCCGAGUUUAUAGUGGACAACACUUAAAGACAGGCGACAGUUGGUGGUGCAGGCUUUUAAGUGCUGUUGCGAGUAUCCAGCUGCGCUGAACUACUUUUUGGCGAACUAUUGAUUGUGCCUGGUAUAUUGUGUAAGAUAUGUGAAGAAUCUUCGCCAAUUACGGGGUCAGAUCACUGUAAAUAGAUCAUAUCUGGCAGCUUCAUUGUUACACCAAGCAUUCAACAUGUGCGUUGGUCUUGUAUUUGUAAUGCAUAUAGCAUUGUUACCUCUCUGUGUUGCACAUUUUUUACUUGUGCUCUACAUGCUGCGAGGGACUCGCGCAAGGUGCAGGUGAUCUGAAUUGCCGAUAGCCUUUUAUUACGGUUUGAUGUACAGAAGACUUCUUUUUUUUUUUUGUUCACUGUAGCGUGAUUUUAAUGCGAUUUAUGUAUUUGCACGCAAACGUAAUGCUUGUAUGGCCACCUGAGAUCUUUCUUGCUAUUGGGAAGAUGUUUUUUUUCGCACACUUAUUGCUACCAUGCAGUUCCCAUACUAAUGUUGAGAAAAAUAAAAAUGUUGCCAUUAAA
Molecule: messenger RNA, 2883 nt
Organism: Rhipicephalus sanguineus (brown dog tick)
Lineage: Eukaryota; Metazoa; Arthropoda; Arachnida; Ixodida; Ixodidae
Product: RAB6A-GEF complex partner protein 2-like
Biological process (GO): retrograde transport, endosome to Golgi
Cellular component (GO): Golgi membrane; Ric1-Rgp1 guanyl-nucleotide exchange factor complex
Source: RefSeq, a predicted model, not a curated record